Desarmillaria tabescens is the source of this 1334-nucleotide messenger RNA. RefSeq lists its product as uncharacterized. Lineage: Eukaryota; Fungi; Basidiomycota; Agaricomycetes; Agaricales; Physalacriaceae. Gene Ontology annotation, biological process: regulation of transcription by RNA polymerase II. Gene Ontology annotation, cellular component: nucleus. The coding region runs from base 97 to 1110 and encodes 337 amino acids. The transcript is spliced from 3 exons. Gene Ontology annotation, molecular function: DNA-binding transcription factor activity, RNA polymerase II-specific; RNA polymerase II cis-regulatory region sequence-specific DNA binding. The record is from RefSeq and is a predicted model, not a curated record.
GUUUCUCCAGCGAAUUCGCCCCAUUCUUUGACUUGUACGAGUCUACAGCCUCUCAGAAUUCCUAUACACCUCUUUCCUCGCUAAAAACGCGUUACAAUGGCUCCAAUUCGAACCAUGACUACUCGUCGAUCUCGGCGCUUGUCCAGUCAAGUACCAGUCCGAUACGAUGAGGAAGGCUGGGAGGCCACCGACUUGCUCAUGUACCUCACUACGCCAGUAUCCGAGGCACCUUCCCCAUCCCCGUCUGCCUCUUAUUCUUCGACUCAGUCUGACACUCCUUCUCCUCGCCGACAUACGCCUUCCCAUCGUCGUACUCCGGAUUACGUCCCCCGUCCCUCCAACUCGUUCAUACUCUUUCGUUCCGACUUUUGGCGUGACAACAAGGACACCAUACUCGAACGCGACCACUCCAAGAUUAGUACUAUCUGUGGAGAACGUUGGAGAGCCCUGCCACCCGCUGAGAAGGAGGUCUACACGGUCAAGGCCCGUCGCGCUAAGGAGGAGCAUCUCGCGAAGUAUCCUGACUACAAGUUCGCGCCAGUGUCGCGACGGAAAAAGACAAGGAAAGUAGUGGGAAAGGAUCGUGAUAUGAUAGAGGCUAGGUGUGAGAAGAUUGCGAUGAUGAUAGGAGAAGGCGUCGAGGGGAUGGAGUUGGAGAGGACACAGGAGAUUGAGGAUACGUGCAAGACCCCGACCCCAUUGACACCAGCGACGGAACGUUCGCCUACGCCGGUUCCUGUCGUCGAUUUCCCUGCUCCCGACGAAUCGGUCUGCGAUGAAGAGGAAGAUGGAUUUGUUCCCACCUGCGACAUUCCACCCCUUGACUUGAAUGCUCCUGGCUUAGAAUUGUACAACCAUAUCCCGGAGCCUCCUAGCUAUGCGCACAUUGACCCACAGUUCGGUUUCAAGGACAAUGUGGACGCGGACAACUGCUUUUGGUUCAAACCUACUGGUGAAUUCGUCAACCCGCCCGCUGUUCUUCCCACUUUCACUUCCGACCUCUUCCAGCCUUUCGGUCUCGACGGUACCUAUGCGCCAGAGUAUGGAUUAGGUCUGUCCGACACCGAUCUUGCUUUCAACUCUUUUAACGAUGCUUGGACGCACGCCUAAUUCGAAGUUCCCCCGAACUGAUGGUCUUUGAAAACAUCCCAUAUCUUCCUCGACUGUAUUUAUAGCAUUAACUCUCCGAGUCAUGCAUUCGCUGUAUUAUAGAUACCUACCUCCUACCCACGAGCCCCCACUUUUUGCGAAUUCUCUCUCCCAUUGAAGAUACUCUUACACGUGGUCCAAUUCUUACCACAUUUAUCCUCAUCACCUACGCAAGCAAACCAGUA